Psylliodes chrysocephalus is the source of this 787-nucleotide messenger RNA. The record is from the annotation of a GenBank genome assembly. NCBI's taxonomy places the organism in Eukaryota, Metazoa, Arthropoda, Insecta, Coleoptera, Chrysomelidae.
GAAAAUGUCUAACAAAAAUGUUAUAUCGUUCCACCCAUACAAUGAGGCUUCUACAAGCAAAGGCAAGAGAAUUCGUGGGACAAAUUUUUCAAAAGAAGAAGAAUUAGCUUUACUAAGCAUUAUAUCUCGCCAUAAAAAUAUAAUUGAGAACAAAACGACUAGUUCAGUGUUACCUAGUCAAAAGGAAGAAGCUUGGCGUAAAAUUGCAGAUGCAUUUAAUAGCUGCAAUCCCAUGAGGUCCAUAGCUCAAAUGAAAAGUAAAUAUGACAAUUUGAAAACAGCAGCUAGACGAUUUUCGGGAAAUGCAAACCGUAAUUUAUAUGGCACAGGAGGUGGGCCUCCUGUAGUUGUCAACCCAAACCCCGUAUAUGAUGAAGUUUUGUCUAUAAUAAACAAAAAAACUGUAUCGGGGCUGGUAAAUGAAUAUGAUGAUGAUUACUUAGAUCAAGGGCAGAGUAAUAUAGAAAUCAUUGAGGAGACUUCUGAAGAUUUGGAAAAUGAAGUAGGAAUCGAGAACGAAAGGACCGAAAUUUAUCAGGAUCAAAUUGUAGAUGAGGAUGAGACCCAUGAAACGGAAGAGUCACAGAAUAAUACAUGGAAAUUUUAUACACCAAAGAACAUCCAGCAGAAGAAACACCCAAAAUUAAGCGUUUUAAAUAAAUCUGCACCAAAAAAAGUAAGAUGCUUAGUAAAUGAAGACAGACGAAAAGAAAAGAGACAUGAGAAAGAGAUGGAAUUGUUAGAUUUAGAAAUUGAGGAAAAGAAAAAAUCUCUUAAUUCAAAUUAG